UGGACGUAAUAUCACGUGACAUAAAAGACUGCAUGUUUUCCUGUUGCAGGAAGUAUUCUUAAUCAUUUGCAAUGUCUGGGGUUAGAUCAAAUAUUGCAAGCUAUCAGAAGUUUCAGGAACUGCUUAAGAAAAAAGAAGAAAUGAAACUUGAGCUCGAUUAUGAUAACGAUAAAAGACGACGGAAAAGAAAACGCCGUAGACCAGAGGGAACUGGGAAUCUUUCAAAUUCCACUAAUGAACAAGAGGAGAAAACUGAAAGUGACAUGACAAAACGUGAAAAUCAUUGGAAUGAACUCCAACAGUAUUUUGGGUGUAAUGAUCGAUUUGAACCACCUGCUUGCAGUCGACCUCCAGAAAAAACAAGCCUAGAAGAGGACAUUGACAAGGCUAUUGCUGAAGGGGAUCUGAAUAAAGCCGAGGAGUUGAGUGACAGCCUAGCCACUCGUGAUCUGGCAGUUAAAAUUGACAAAGCUGUGAAAUGUCGCGACUUUAUAAAAGAAAAAGAGGCAGCUGAAGCUUCUCAAAAAGCCAGACAGAAAAAGCAACUUGCCUGGGGAUUUGAAGCCAAGAAAAGAUGGGAGACAAAAAGCAACAUGGGAUACAUGUAGAAUUAAUAUAUGACCUAUAUUGUAUUGUCCUCUUUGGUAUUAAUUUCAUCUCUACUUUAGGAGAUGUAACCAGUGUGACAGCAGAUAUGAACUGUUAAUCCUAUUCUAUUUGCUCCUAAAAGAGAUUCCCAAUGAUCUGUGCUUCACUCUGCCAGAAAUAAGAGUAUGACAACCACUGGGUCCACACUACAGGAAUAAGUAUGGGUUGUACUAACUGUUGAUUCUCCAGCAUCACAGAGGAGCAGCACAGUCAGCAUUUCAACAUCAUGCAGCCAUCAUUUAUCAUUUGACCUUCUUGUCUGCUGAGAUCUCUUCUGAUGAAUAACAACACAAACUAUACCAGAUUUGCCAACAUUCUUUAAACUUCAGUGGAUGGAACAUUGACAGUGUUUAACUGUAAAAGUAAUAGAUUAUCAUUGCAUAUUUUAUCAACUAGGGGCAUAGAGAUACUCAUUCAGCAACAGUUGUUUUCUAGAAGUACGUUUGCUGAGUGCUGUAAUUUUUCAGGAAAACACAGUAAGCCUGCAUCCGUAAUGCAGUAAGAAGGCUGUAUCUUUGUAAACGCCAUUUGGAGUACAUUGUUUUCAACAAAAUAUUUCACUGCAGCUGCUAUGUGUUAGUUUCAUGUCCUGUUAAUAUGUUUUUUUUAUGUUUAAUGUUUUUACAGGUUUUCACAACUGGGAACUGUAAAAUUUUAAUAUCUAUAAUUUAGCACUAAGCAGUACUCAUCAAUUUUAUAAAUUUUAUGUCAAGUAAAUAUGUGCCCGAUCAGACUUUACCAGUAAACAACUGUCAAUAGAUAAAUAAACUAUAGUAUUCUUAAUGAGAAA
Molecule: messenger RNA, 1438 nt
Organism: Protopterus annectens (West African lungfish)
Lineage: Eukaryota; Metazoa; Chordata; Ceratodontiformes; Protopteridae
Gene: FAM204A
Product: family with sequence similarity 204 member A
Exons: 7
Coding region: 72-608 (178 amino acids)
Source: RefSeq, a predicted model, not a curated record